UAACUAUAAUAGUUAUGCAUAUGCACGAGCUUCCGAAUUUACGGUAACUCGGUUUUUAUUCGCAGUUUUCGUUGUUUGCAAAUGUUAUCCGUUCCCGUAUAAUCUGCACAUGACUGAGGUCCGAAUAGUUUUUUUCAAAAAGAUUUUAUAUCUUGUAAUUCAACAUUUUCUGCACCAACUUCAGCAUUUUCAAUUAUACUAGUUAAAUCAAUUAGCUCUAUUUCUUCAUAUUUAUUUAUAUUUUCAACGAAUAAGUUUUCCUCAUAAUUUUUAUUAAUUACAAAAACCCUAAAUCCUUUAACAAAAUUGCUACCAUUAUCAGUUGUAAUAUUUAAAUUAAAUCGGCUAACGACAAAUUGAAUACAGAAUUAUUUUUAAAAACUGAGCUUUCAUGUUCUGAAAAUGAAGUAGCUGAUAUUAAUUCAGAUAGCGAUUCUGAUUCUGGUUCAAAUAAAGAUUUGAACCAGACUUUGUCAACAAAAUUCUAUUUUUAUUAAAUAAUGACCUCAGAUCAAGAACUUUUAAAUUUCUUAAAAAAUGAAAAUGUUGAUUUAAAGAGUUUAUUUGCAUUUCCUACAGAACUAUCCAAAUUUAUUCAGUUUAAUACAAGUUUACCCUUUAGUUAUUAUUAAUUUAUUAAGUACCUAUUUACUGUUAUUGUUUCAAUAUUUAAAGUUUCAGAUGAAUAUAUUAGAAAAUAAAAUCAUAUUUUCGAUUCCACCAGAAUUUAAGUCUUAAAUAGAAUGAUUUUUUUUCAACUGGUCGGCUGUGUGCAUAGUGCCCAAGUAUUUGCUUAAUUUUAUCACUAGGAAAUUCUUAUCAAAAAAUAACUCAAAGAACACGUCAGAUAUUACAAACAUAAUACAGAUACUUUAUAAAUUGUAAAUACCCUAAAUUCUAAAUUGUAUUUUUAUUUUUGGGUUGAGUCGUAUAUGUUUAUAGAUUUUAAUAUUUACUGCAGGUUGAUUUUCAAAAAGAAAUUAAAAUAAUUAAAUUAAUGACCCAAUGAACGCGUUUAUUUUUUGAAAGAACGUGGACGUGAACGAGUUCCUUUUUUGAGUGCUGAACGUGAACGUGAACAAAUCAAUUUUUUUAGUUAACGUUCCGAACACUGCUUUUUUCAUUAAGUGAACAUGUCUAAUGUUUGUGUUAUUUAUUCCAUAAUAAUACACAGUGACUUAAAAAAAAAAAAAAUGUGGGGCUUAUCUUGAGCAUUUAAUUUCGAUGAUAAAAGUGUUCGUAACAUCAUACCAUAUACCGUCAAGCUUGGCCUACGAAAUAAAGAAAAUGAAGAGGUUAGCGUCACUUCUAUAGUGUUGUAGUGUGGUAGGUAGACUAAUCAAAGUCGUUGGCGGGAAUACUUUUUUUUUCGGUUACAACACCCUGCCGUUAGUGUUGAUACCUCUUGUCCAAUCGUCCAAUCAUCGUCUUUUAUUAAGUUGUCGAGAUUGUAUGUAUUUGUUCUAUUAUCUGUUGUUUGUCGUUCGAUGAUUCACUGUUUUCUUUCAUUUACUUGGAUUCCGCCUCACGGUUAACGUCUUCAACUCCGUAAACUCAUUUCAGAAAUUUUCAUUGACAAUUCUUCGAUAUGAAUCCCAGCCCAAACAAAGUCACUGAAAAUGACACAGAUUCUAGUUCUUCUUCUAAAGAACAGGAAAAUUCAAUCGUUACAAGUUGUGCAUCUCUCCCACCCGAAGAAAUGGAUGUCAACACUGAUAACUCCGAUCAUGAUGAUUCUAAACAUCAGUAUGAAGCAGAAAAAAUUAUAGGAGCUACUGAUGUUGGAGGGUCGUUGAAGUUUUUAGUGAAGUUAAAAGGAAUUGAUGAAGCAGAAUGGAUACCAGCUAUUAAGGCUAAAAAAAAAUUCCCACAAAUCGUUCUCGAGUACUAUUAUUCAUUACCAUUUGACUGGGUUAAAAAAAAAUUAAAUGACAAUGAAUAGUUAUUAUAAUACCAAUAAGGAUGACAAGUGUUCAAAAUGUGACUUUUAUUUUAUAUCAUAUCUUAUUAUAAAUGUCUUCAAUUAUUUAUUAUAAUUAUUUCAUUUUAUUAUAUAUUGCAGGUAUGCCUUACAGAUAAAUUUAUUAGUUCAUCAAUUAUUAAAUAUAUAAAUGUUAGUAAUUAAAUACUUUCAUAAAAUGUCAAUUUUUUUUUUCAUUUCAGUGAUACAGUAUAAUAAUAGUGUUCUCUUAAAAGUUGAUUGUAUAUCAGUUUAUGUUAUUAAAUAAUUAUUGGUUUUGAAAAGUUAUUUCUUAAGAGGACACACCCGUAUAUGUUGUCAGUGUCUUACAGAUGUAAAACAUAGCAAAAACUGUAUUGCACGGGAAAGAACCAAACUACAGCAAAAGUUACUAAGAAACAACAUUUUCACUACAUAAAAAAGAAAAAAUAGGCUGUGAAAUAUUGUUAUUAUUUUUAGAUAUCAUGACUAAAAAUAAAAUUAUUGAAAUUAUUGAAGAAUUGGAUUUUGUAACAAUUAGAAAUUAUAUAAGUGAUAUAAAAUAAAUAAAAACGUUAUUUCACAGAUAAUGUUCUCAACUAUGUUAUUUAUCAAUUUGGAGUCUUAACUAUCACUACACUCAAAGUGGUUCUAUCCCGUGUUAAACAGCUUUUACUUUGUUGUACAUAUAUAAGACGGAAACAACACGCGGUGUAGUGUCCUCUUAAAUGCCAAAAUAUGUUAAUUUAAGUUUAUUUAUUUGUUCAAAUGUUGGGUCUAAAUAUUGAAUACUUGUGCCUUAUUUUAAUAAUUAAAAGCAUUUUUUCACUGUAUAUUAUCUAUUAUUAUUGACAGAGCUAUAGUACCAUAUAAAAUCAUCUAGUUAUUU
Messenger RNA from Rhopalosiphum maidis (corn leaf aphid), 2828 nucleotides. RefSeq lists its product as uncharacterized. Bases 1589 to 1942 code for a protein of 117 amino acids. The record is from RefSeq and is a predicted model, not a curated record. Lineage: Eukaryota; Metazoa; Arthropoda; Insecta; Hemiptera; Aphididae. Gene Ontology annotation, cellular component: nucleus. The transcript has 2 exons.